GGGGGGUCAAUUGCCCUUUCCAGAAACAAUUUAAAGAAUUUUUUCUUGGAUUGGAAAACAGAAAGGAAAACCGGUUUCGGAUUCCCUAAACCCUAGAACCCCACCCCGUCGCCGCGCGCUCUCUCUCUCUCUCUCUCACAUCUCCGAUCUCGCCGUCUUCUCUCUCCUCUUGAAUUCUAAGACCAGAAAACAUGGCGUCGAGCAAUCAAACGGUCUUGCAGUUCACCCCGUCGCCGACGAGCUUGACAGCGAAGGUCCACCCCCUGGUGAUGUUCAACAUCUGUGAUUGCUUCGUCCGGCGACCCGACCAGGCGGAGCGGGUCAUCGGGACCCUCCUCGGGUCCGUCUUACCAGACGGCACCGUCGAUAUUCGCAACUGUUACGCCGUUCCUCACAACGAGUCCUCAGAUCAGGUUGCCCUGGAUAUAGAUUACCAUCAUAAUAUGCUAUCCUCCCACUUGAAGGUGAACCCGAAGGAAGUGAUUGUUGGAUGGUUUUCGACUGGCUUUGGAGUCACAGGAGGCAGUGCAUUGAUCCAUGAGUUUUAUGCCAGAGAAGUUCCUAACCCUGUUCAUCUGACUGUUGACACGGGAUUCAGCAGUGGCGAGGCUAGCAUAAAAGCUUUUGUCUCUGUUAGUUUGUCUCUUGGGGAUCAGCAACUUGCUGCACAAUUUCAAGAAAUUCCUUUGGAUCUUCGCCUGAUUGAAGCUGAGAGCGUUGGCUUUGAUGUUCUUAAAACGACAAUGAUUGACAAAUUGCCAAAUGAUUUGGAAGGAAUGGAAACAUCGAUGGAACGCUUACUUGCUCUGAUUGAUGAUGUCUACAAAUAUGUUGAUGAUGUUGUGGAAGGACGUGUUGCACCUGAUAAUAACAUUGGUAGAUUCAUAUCCGAUACGGUAGCUUCCAUUCCCAAAAUAUCACCAGCAGCUUUCGAUAGGCUUGUGAAUGAUAGUUUACAGGACCAAUUGCUGUUGCUUUAUUUGUCAAGCAUCACAAGAACUCAGUUGAGCUUAGCAGAAAAGUUGAACACUGCUGCUCAAAUCCUGUAAUUGUCGUACUCUGGCUCCUCCAUUUUGAACCGAGACUCGUGUGGUCCUUUGUCAGUAAUGUUUGGCCGUCCUUGGGAUUUUUCUCUCUGAUUUUUUAUAGAAGUUUGUAACAUCUUUAAUGAUUUGAGCAUGGAGGUGGUCAUCAAGAUUAUGUUUCGAUGGUUAACUGCUACGUAGGAACAGGGUACUUUCUGGUGGUGAUGAUUUUUUGUUUCUCUUGUUUCUACAAGGCCUUUAAUUGGCCAUUAUGGGUUUUUUUGGAAAUUUGAAAGGGAUCCUACGAAA
Molecule: messenger RNA, 1334 nt
Organism: Rhododendron vialii
Lineage: Eukaryota; Viridiplantae; Streptophyta; Magnoliopsida; Ericales; Ericaceae
Product: eukaryotic translation initiation factor 3 subunit F
Exons: 6
Coding region: 192-1049 (285 amino acids)
Biological process (GO): translational initiation
Cellular component (GO): eukaryotic translation initiation factor 3 complex, eIF3m
Molecular function (GO): metallopeptidase activity; translation initiation factor binding; translation initiation factor activity
Source: RefSeq, a predicted model, not a curated record